Messenger RNA from Paramacrobiotus metropolitanus, 1833 nucleotides. Its product is annotated as putative inositol monophosphatase 3. Bases 376 to 1488 code for a protein of 370 amino acids. NCBI's taxonomy places the organism in Eukaryota, Metazoa, Tardigrada, Eutardigrada, Parachela, Macrobiotidae. The transcript is spliced from 4 exons. Gene Ontology annotation, molecular function: 3'-nucleotidase activity. The record is from RefSeq and is a predicted model, not a curated record. Gene Ontology annotation, cellular component: endomembrane system.
UUGGUAGCAGCCUUUGCAAAAUCCUGAAUCCACUGCAGUCUGCAGAUGGGAAAUGUGCGCUGAUUUUGAUUCCGCUUGUUCGAACUGCUACUGAGUACUGAGUGUGUGGAUUUUGGAGAUCAGUACUUGUAUUCCACUAUUCCUGUGAUUACAAGGUUGCGCAGCACGAAGUAGUGCAGCUGUGUGCUGCUGCUGGCAGCUGGUUGUGACUGUGUCUUCGUCUCUUGAACUGACGUUAGACUUUUGUAAUCCUGUGAUUGAUGUGCUGCUGACUCCUGAGAGACGGUCUAGCGCACGGUGCAUGGGGUUGUUGUUGCUGGAGCGGGGGAUGCCGUGGAGGGAUCAGCUGGCCCGAGCGUGUUAAACAGACGGAGGAUGGGGAUCCGCUGGAGCCCCGCGGGGGUGCUGGCUGUUAUGUGCGUGGCCUUCCUGGGCUUCUAUCUGAUGCGGGAGACGCUGUGGCCCCUGCUGCCCUUCAGCAGCCCCGGCCCGCACCAGCACAGUCCCCGCGUCAGCGUGGCGGCGGUGUUAUGCGCCGCGGUGGUGGCGGCGCAGCGCGGCGGCGUGGAGGUGCGACGCGUUCACGAGGCGCAGCAGCUCAACGCCAAGAACAAGGGGGGCAACACGCAGACGCGCAAUCCCGUGACGGACGGCGAUCUGCGCUCGCACUUCGCCAUGGCGCGCACGCUGCAGCUGGCCUUCGGGGGCGGACUGCGGGUGGUGUCGGAGGAGCACGGGGCCGUGGAGGGCCAGGGGGAGGGGGCCUUCCCCAACGUGGUGGUGGGCACGGUGGACAACGUCUGUCCCGAGGAGAUCUCCAGUAACAGCGCCGCUAACACUCGCUUCGUGGAUCUGCGCGAGCUGCAGGUGUGGAUCGACCCGCUGGACGCCACGCAGGAGUACACCGAGAGCCUCCUCCACUACGUCACCACCAUGGUUGGUAUAGCUCACAAGGGAAAGGCGAUCGCGGGUGUGAUCCACAAGCCGUUCGAGGAGGACCCUGCCCAGCGCACGUACUGGGCGUGGACGGACGUGGCGGUGUCUGGGAACCUGGAGGAGGUGCUGUCGCGGGACCGCGCCGCUGCCGGCGACACCUCCCGGCCGCACAAACUGAUCGUCAGCCGCUCGCACACCGGCGACGUGGAGGAGGUGGCCCGCGUGGCCUUCCAGGGCCGGCCCAUGGAGGUGGAGCUGGCCGGCGGGGCCGGCUACAAGACGCUGCAGGUGAUCCUGGGCCGCGCCAGUCUGUACCUGCACACGACGCUGAUCAAGAAGUGGGACCUGGGCGCGCCCAACGGCCUGCUGACGGCGCUGGGCGGGCGCCUGACGACCGUGCAGGGCCGGGACGUCGACUACGCGGCGCCGCGCUCCGACGCCGACGUGGUCAGCCACGGCGGCGUGGUGGCCGCCCUCGACGGCCACGCCCACUACCUCGACGUCCUGGCCGCGCUGCAUCCGACCAGCAAGGCGCCCCGCGUCGAUUCCUGAGCCGUUCUUGCCAUGACGAAGGACCUCGGAAGUCGUGGACGUUGCAGUGACAUCGGCUGUAGCCUGUGAGUGCCGUUUCAGGUGACUAACGACACCCCUGUGACCGGCAGCGUGACGGGUUACGCAACUGACCAAUCUCAUGACAUUGUUGCUGCCCGUCGCAGUGCGUCGCACGGGCACUGCGACCGGCAGGCUGUUCUCCGUUAAUGCUCUCUGCUGAUUGUGUUACGAUUUAAUGAAUUCUAAUCUGUCGUAACUUAAUUUAAUUUUUGAUUUGUUGAUAAAAUUAUGCUUAUUCGUUUGGCACCGGUGAUAAGUUAUAAAGUGCGGAUUACUUGCUGCUCC